Messenger RNA from Pipistrellus kuhlii (Kuhl's pipistrelle), 1865 nucleotides. It is a transcript of the gene PI15, whose product is annotated as peptidase inhibitor 15. NCBI's taxonomy places the organism in Eukaryota, Metazoa, Chordata, Mammalia, Chiroptera, Vespertilionidae. The transcript has 6 exons. Gene Ontology annotation, cellular component: extracellular region. The record is from RefSeq and is a predicted model, not a curated record. The coding region runs from base 253 to 1029 and encodes 258 amino acids.
GAGACCCUAAGAAAGACUGCCCUUUCUGGACGUAGCCGACGGUGACAUAUAAAAGCUGUUAGCUGUUCCUGUAGCCAGCAGCAUUUAAACCUUGCAGACUUUUCCUCUCUCAGAGUUUGUAAUCAGGCACACUCCUCUUACAAGAGUUCAUACUACAACUUAGCAAAGACUUUACAUUUUUGGAAGAACAAAAUAUUCAUUUUGGCAUUGUGCAGAGCAAAGGGAGCUCGGUGCCUUCCUCCACCCUCAAAAAUGACAGCAACCUCUGCCGUCAGCGGCGCGCUCCUGCUCUCCCUUCUCUGUGAGGCCGGCGCUGUUGUCUUACUCAAUUCCACUGACUCAUCCUCGCCAACCAAUAAUUUCACUGAUAUUGAAGCCGCUCUGAAGGCUCAGCUCGGCGCUGCGGACAUCCCCAAAGCCAGGCGGAAGCGCUACAUUUCGCAAAAUGACAUGAUCGCCAUCCUCGACUACCACAACCAAGUCCGGGGCAAGGUGUUCCCGCCGGCCGCCAACAUGGAAUAUAUGGUUUGGGAUGAAAAUCUUGCCAAAUCUGCUGAGGCUUGGGCUGCCACCUGCAUUUGGGAACAUGGACCUUCUUACUUACUGAGAUUUUUGGGCCAAAACCUCUCUGUGCGAACUGGAAGAUAUCGCUCCAUUCUCCAGUUGGUCAAGCCUUGGUACGAUGAAGUGAAAGACUACGCCUUUCCGUAUCCCCAGGACUGCAACCCCAGAUGUCCUAUGAGAUGUUUUGGCCCCAUGUGUACACAUUAUACACAGAUGGUUUGGGCCACCUCCAAUCGGAUCGGAUGUGCAAUUCAUACUUGCCAAAACAUGAAUGUGUGGGGAACUGUGUGGCGCCGUGCAGUGUACCUGGUGUGCAACUAUGCCCCAAAGGGCAACUGGAUUGGAGAAGCACCAUAUAAAGUAGGGGUACCAUGUUCAGCUUGUCCUCCAAGUUACGGGGGAUCCUGUACUGACAACCUUUGUUUUCCGGGAGUAACGUCAAACUACCUAUAUUGGUUCAAAUAAGCUUACCGGCUCCUCCAGGAAGUUGAAUGCUUUCUGGGAAUCACAGGUCUAUAUAUAUAUUGAGUUUUGCACAUAUUAUACAUAUUUUAUAACAAUCUUGUUUUCCUUUUAUUAGUCCUUGUGUAUAAAUCAGUGUUUGUCUAAUAUGUUUGUUUAAUCUUUCGAGGUCAUCAGAACAUCCACUUCUAUUUUCUGAUCUCUAGCCCUAAAUUAAAAUAUUGUAUAGGUAGUAGUGAUAUUAUCGAUGCAUCCACUUCUAAAACGUGCUUUCUAAAAGAAUUAUGUUAUGUUCCUGCGGAAUAAAAAACCUAAGGUAUGUGUGUGCAUAUAUAGACAUACACAUGCAUAUGCAUUUAUAUGUCUAUAUAUACACAAACAUAAUAGAUAAUGUAACACAUUGAUGAUAAUAAUAAUAAUAUGAUUCAGUAGUAAACUGAAGGGAAACUUAAAAUAUUCUAUUCAAAAUAGAUGUGAGGUGGUGGGGCAUGUACAGCACCCACCUUUGUAAUACCCACAAAAUUACAGUUUGCAAAAUAACCCUCAGUGAUAUCUGGCUAUACUAAAUUAACUAAGCAAUCCAAGCUUUCAUUCUGGAGACAUUUUUUCUUACUUGGGUUUACGAAAGGUUAUGCUCCAAUUAUGUGAGGUUCAAAUCCUACCUUUUACUUAAUCGCUUCUGGUUAUGUUCUCAAAAUGCAAAGAUAAUGAGAUUUGGUUCCUGCCUUCAGAAGCUCACAAAAACAUUUCAGGAAAUAAGACAGCCCCAUGAUUUGUCUGUGCAGCUAUUAUUUUUUAAAGAGUUGAUGACCAUGUAGCUUUGCAGACAUGAACACAAU